GAAGAAAUAUAACCUCACAAUGUCAAAUAAUCUCGAUUUGUUUCAAUCGAUAGUGAUGUUGACUGCAAUGGCUUCGCCAUGUGCAGGGUUGUGAACGUGGGGUCUUCCUAUUUGUGCACGUGCUUAAUUACAGUAAAUAUUGUGCUGUUCUAUUCUGUUCGAUUCCCUGUAAGCAAUAAUGAUCCGUCGACAGGCACGUUUGAGGAGAGAAUAUUUGUAUAGGAAGGCAAUUGAAGGAAAGAAACGAAAGAUUCAAGACAAGAAAGAUAGGUUAAAACAAUGUUUGGAAGAAAAUCUCCCGAUACAUACGGAUUUGAAAAGAAGUGCCCUGGAUUUUCAGAGAAAAUUAGAAUGGGAAGACAAAGGGCCGGAACUUGCUGUUUCGAUGGGUACAGAAGUAGGUGGUGGUGGUGGUUCACAUGAAGAUGAUGAGUACAGAUGGGCUGGUGUUGAAGAUCCGAAAUUAAUGAUCACAACCUCACGUGAUCCUUCGUCUCGCCUCAAAAUGUUUGUCAAGGAACUCCGGUUGAUCUUUCCAAAUUCCCAGCGCAUGAAUCGUGGCAACUAUGAAAUGAAGCAGCUUCUUCAUGCUUGCCGAGCUAAUGACGUCACAGAUUUUGUUGUUGUCCAUGAACAUCGUGGUGUACCAGAUAGUUUGGUUGUGUGUCAUCUACCCUACGGACCAUCUGCAUACUUCACUAUGACGGAUGUCGUUAUGCGGCAUGAUAUACCCGACAUUGGCACGAUGUCUGAACAGUAUCCACAUCUAAUAUUCCACAACUUCAAAACUGCCCUUGGGAUUCGUGUUUCAAAUAUAUUGAAGUACCUGUUCCCUGUACCCAAGGACGACAGUCGGCGAGUGAUCACCUUUGCUAAUCAUGAUGAUUACAUCUCAUUUCGACAUCAUACAUACAAAAAAGUGAAUGGAAAAGACAUUGAAUUGUCUGAAGUUGGACCGCGAUUCCAGUUGAAACUGUAUGAAAUAAAAUUGGGAACAUUGGAACAUGCGGAUGCAGCUGAUACUGAAUGGGCAUUGCGACCAUAUAUGAACACAACUGCAAAGCGAAGGUUCCUGUCAGAUGAAGAUGGUUGGAAACAAGAUGAUGAUGUGUAACAAGUGUGAAUAAAUAAAUGAACAUUACAAAAAUCAUUAUGUGUUCUGUAAAUCCAAUUCAUAUUUGUAUCAUUUCCAACAUGGAAGGGUUGUUGCACAAUUGAA
This is a messenger RNA of Zootermopsis nevadensis, 1219 nucleotides long. Its product is annotated as U3 small nucleolar ribonucleoprotein IMP4. Gene Ontology annotation, cellular component: small-subunit processome; Mpp10 complex; nucleolus. NCBI's taxonomy places the organism in Eukaryota, Metazoa, Arthropoda, Insecta, Blattodea, Termopsidae. Gene Ontology annotation, biological process: rRNA processing. The record is from RefSeq and is a predicted model, not a curated record. Gene Ontology annotation, molecular function: rRNA primary transcript binding; snoRNA binding.